Messenger RNA from Salarias fasciatus (jewelled blenny), 3135 nucleotides. Its product is annotated as potassium voltage-gated channel subfamily H member 5-like. NCBI's taxonomy places the organism in Eukaryota, Metazoa, Chordata, Actinopteri, Blenniiformes, Blenniidae. Gene Ontology annotation, molecular function: voltage-gated potassium channel activity. The record is from RefSeq and is a predicted model, not a curated record. The transcript is spliced from 12 exons. Gene Ontology annotation, cellular component: plasma membrane; voltage-gated potassium channel complex. Gene Ontology annotation, biological process: potassium ion transmembrane transport; regulation of membrane potential. Bases 1 to 3135 code for a protein of 1044 amino acids.
AUGCAUGGAGGCAAGAGGGGGCUGGUGGCUCCGCAAAACACCUUCCUGGAGAACAUCGUGCGGCGCUCCAGUGAAACCAGUUUCCUGCUGGGAAAUGCCCAGAUCCUGGAGUGGCCAGUUGUCUACAGCAACGAUGGAUUCUGCAAACUUUCUGGAUACCACCGGGCCGAGGUCAUGCACCGGAGCAGCACGUGCAACUUUAUGUACGGGGAUCUGACCGAUAAGAACACCAUCGACAGCAUCAAGCAAACCUUUCACAGCUAUGAGUCUAAUUUCUAUGAGGUGCUUCUCUACACAAAGAACAGAACACCGAUCUGGCUGUACAUGCAGGUCGCUCCAAUCAGGAAUGAGAACGACAAAGUGGUGCUUUUCCUCUGCACCUUCAGAGACAUCACGCUGUUCAAACAGCCGAUAGAGGAUGAGUCAACCAAAGGAUGGACGAAGUUUGCGAGGCUGACCCGGGCCCUGACCAACAACCGCAAUGUGGUUCAACAAAUGGCGCCACUCAACAAGACCGAGGUCGCCCACAAGCCGUCCAGACUGGCUGAGGCCCUCCAGCUGGGAUCAGACAUCCUCCCUCAGUACAAGCAGGAAGCGCCGAAGACGCCGCCGCACAUCAUCCUCCACUACUGCACCUUCAAGACCACGUGGGACUGGGUCAUCCUCAUCCUCACCUUCUACACCGCCAUCAUGGUGCCCUACAACGUCUCCUUCAGGACCAAGCAGAACAACCUGGCCUGGCUGGUGGUGGACAGCGUCGUGGACGUCAUAUUCCUCAUCGACAUCGUGCUCAACUUCCACACUACCUUCGUGGGCCCCGCCGGGGAGGUCAUAUCGGACGCCAAGCUGAUCCGGAUGAACUACCUGAAGACGUGGUUUGUCAUCGACCUGCUGUCCUGUCUGCCCUACGAUAUCAUCAACGCCUUCGAACACGUCAACGACGAUGUCGUCACUCACACUUCCUCAUCAAGUCACCUGCGUGACUCUUCAAGUUUCCACCGGAACAACACACGGGUAGAAGACUCUGUUCUCCCGGGUCUCAGCAGUCUCUUCAGCUCCCUCAAAGUCAUCCGCCUGCUGCGUUUGGGUCGAGUGGCCCGCAAGCUGGACCACUACCUGGAGUACGGCGCCGCCGUCCUGGUCCUGCUGGUCUGCGUCUUCGGCCUGGUGGCCCACUGGCUCGCCUGCAUCUGGUACAGCAUCGGGGACUACGAAGUGAUCGACGAAACCACCAACACCAUCAAGACGGACAGCUGGCUCUACCAGCUGGCCAUGAGCAUCGGGACGCCGUACCGGUACAACGCCAGCGGCACGGGCCAGUGGGAGGGCGGGCCAAACAAAGACACGCUGUACAUCUCUUCCCUCUACUUCACCAUGACGAGCCUCACCACCAUCGGGUUCGGCAACAUCGCCCCGACGACGGAUGGCGAGAAGAUUUUCUCGGUGGCGAUGAUGAUGGUUGGCUCGCUGCUCUACGCCACCAUCUUCGGAAACGUGACCACCAUCUUCCAGCAGAUGUACACCAACACCAACCGCUACCACGAGAUGCUCAACAACGUGCGGGACUUCCUCAAGCUCUACCAGGUUCCCAAAGGUCUGAGCGAGCGGGUGAUGGACUUCAUCGUGUCCACCUGGGCCAUGUCGAAGGGCAUCGACACCGACAAGGUCCUGUCCAUCUGUCCUAAGGACAUGCGGGCGGACAUCUGCGUGCACCUCAACCGGCAGGUGUUCAACGACCACCCGGCGUUCCGCCUGGCGAGCGACGGCUGCCUGCGCUCGCUCGCCGUGGAGUUCCAGACCACCCACUGCGCGCCCGGGGACCUGAUCUUCCACAUUGGCGAGAGCGUGGACACCCUCUGCUUCGUGGUGUCGGGCUCGCUGGAGGUCAUCCAGGACGACGAGGUCAUCGCAAUCCUAGGUAAAGGCGACGUGUUCGGAGACGUGUUCUGGAAAGAGAGCACGCUGGCUCGGGCCUGCGCCAACGUCCGAGCGCUGACGUACUGCGACCUGCACGUCAUCCGGAGGGACGCGCUCAUGAGGGUGUUGGAGUUCUACACGGCGUUCGCCAACUCCUUCUCGCGCAACCUCAUCCUCACCUGCAACCUGCGGAAGAGGGUCAUCUUCAGGAAGAUCGCCGACGUGAAGCGGGAGCAGGAGCGGCAGAGGACCGAGGUGUCGCUGUCCAUCCCGGAGGACCACCCGGUCCGGAAGCUGUUCCAGCGCUUCAGGCAGCAGCGCGAGACGCCCGACGAUUACUUUGAGGGUAACUGCGUGCAGCCGCAGCGCCGCCGCCGCUCCGGGUCCGGCUCGGCGCCGCCCCAGCAGCAGGAGUACUGCUCCACGGUGGAGAGUCUCGCCGGAGGGGGGGCGAACGCCACGGCGCCCCCGCAGAUGUUCAUCCACGCCGAGGAGCAGGAGGAGAACGGCGCCCCGGAGGGGGUGGAGACGAUAUCCAGGCCGUGCGUGGAGACCCGGCCGUGCCAGAGGCCCAGCGGCGCCCCGCCGAGCUCCGGGGCCGCGGGGGCGGCCAGAUCCAGCCGGGGGGCCCGAGGGUGGGCCAAAUUCAAGAGCGUGACCUCCGGCGACGCCGCCCGGCCUCCUGCCGAGACCGAGAAGUCCACCCAGGAGUGGCUGGAGGUGUCGCACGCCUCCGAACAGUUGGCAGUCGCCAGCAAGACCCAGGAGGAGGCGGGGGGCGGCGGCGGCGCCGCGGGGGAGGCCGGCGAGGAGACCAGCAUCCUGCACAAGACGGACUCCUGCGACAGCGGCAUCACCAAGAGCGACCUGCGCAUCGACCGCGCCGGGGACUCCCGGAGCUCGUUCGAGCGCAGCCCGCUGGAGCGCAGCCCGCUGGAGGCCGGCCUGGGCGUCUACAGCGAGGUGACGCUCCGGGUGCAGCAGGGCUCCGACCAGGCGCUGGUCCAGGCCGCGCUGCACGACGCCAAGCUGGAGCUGAAGGCCGACAUCCAGACGCUGGGCGGCCGCCUGGCGCUGCUGGAGGCGCAGGUGGGCGAGGUGCUCAGGCUGCUGUCCGUCAGGAGGAGACUGUCGCUGCCGCCGACGUCCUCCCCGAAGCCCCGGGCCAAGGCGCAGGACGCCGUCAGCGCGCCCAAAACAGACGACGGGCCUUUCUGA